UCAAGAAAGUAAGAAUCGAAAAUUAACGAUAUCUCGAAUAUUUUUAAAGUGAAUUUAACAUUCAAAAGAUGGCGCUGAUAAUCAAUUCUUAUUCCGUUUUAUCUCUGUCUUUUUCUUACUUUUGUUCUUUUUAUUUUAUAUUUGUUUCAUUUGUGGUUAUCCAGAGAUGGCGCUAAUUCCCUAAUUUUUACUAAUUUCUAUCCUUUUCUCAUUAUUUGUUUUUCUUGUUUGUAUUUGUUCUUGGCACGUGAUUACAGACGAGAUACGGAAUGUUAAUGAAUAUUUUCAUCAUUUCUUUUACAAAACUGCAAUACGUCUUAAUUUUAUUCUAAGUUAAAUCGAUAACGUUAAAGAUGAAACUAAAAUGGUAAGAACAUUUUCGAAACAUGGAACAAAAAAUACAUUAAAUGUUAAAUCUAUUCUGUAUCUCGUCUGAUAGAAUAGAAAUCAUAAACAUCAAAUGGUUAGUAAAUAAGUAGAUCAUAUUCCUGCGAACAUGUAUUUGUAAUUGUGGAUUUUAAGAUAUAUAUUUAUAAGAAAGAAGUUUUAUUCACACCUUUUAAUGUUUUACAUUUCAAUUUAAUUUUUCUGCGCCUUAUUCAUUGAACAUACAAAUAGUGUACGUAUAAAUAUUAUCAAAACAAACUCAAUGUCGCUAUCGUCUUUUGUUUUAAAUGUUGUCAAUCUGUCAAUGAAGUCAAAACACUUUUUUUUUUUUAAAUAUAUGACUUCCUUGCCAGUCUGACAAUCGAAUAGAUGGUCUUUAAUAUUUUGAAAUAAGGAUAAUAAAGCCUGUGUUGUUCGAAUGUCUGAACGCCGAGAUUCCACGUGUCAAAAACAUGAAUUGCCGAAAUCAUUGCAAGGUACAGAGGAUGCCGAGUUCGUUUGGAGUAUGAUAACUGAAAGAUUUCCAAAUGCUGCACCGCUUUUAUGUGAAAUGGAAGCAGUUAUCGAUCGAGCAGAAGACCUUCUCCAACAACUGAGAGCACCUUGUCGUGAAAUUGAGACAUCAACCUCUUUCUGCACACAAGAUUCGGAAGAAUCAACUGCAAUGAUUUCCGCUAAAGAAUCAGCUACCGAAAACGAUAUUGUAGAAAAUGAUAUCAUAAAUAAGAACGUGGCAGAAACACAAGUUUCUGAAAGCAGUAUAUAUGAAACGGAAAUCAAUUUGAAUAAGAGUCAAGAUUCAGUUAUCAAAGAACAGGAUACCGAAAGUCAAUCGCUUGAUUUGAUUACGUUAAAUAAUUCUAAUAUACAGAAACAUUCUAGUGAAGAAUCUUCUUUAGUUACUGAAACAAAUAACUAUCAAAUGGUAAAAGAGGCACAUAGCUUAGAAGAAUGGGGUAAAAUAGUGGAUAAUGCUCUACAAGAAAAUACUGACGAGGUACAAUCCGUUAAAAAAACAAUUAAUAUGUUCGAAAAACGUGUCAAUUGUGAAGAAACGAAAACAGAAAAGCACGAGGACUCUUGCAUUAUUCUGCAUCGUCAAGAAACAGACGCCGGUGAUUCUGUUAUACAAAUUAGCUCCGAACGAAACACGAGACCUCAAAAAUUAAUCGAAAUUAAUGAUGGGAUAAAUGUUUCAAUCAAAGUAAAAAAAAAUUAUCGUUUUCUUAUAAUAUAUUUAUACGUCUAAUUUAUUUUACAAUUUUUACAAUUUAUUUCAAUUUUAAUUAAAGGGUAGUGGUGAUGAAAAUUCACCAAUAGUCGACCAAAGGACGCCGUUAAACAUUUUAGAAACUUACGCGAAACGUUGCAAAACCUCGAUCGAGUAUGAAUACAAUGAAAGUCCGCAUCGUCUCAAAUCAAGCGUUUAC
Messenger RNA from Apis florea (little honeybee), 1817 nucleotides. RefSeq lists its product as uncharacterized. Lineage: Eukaryota; Metazoa; Arthropoda; Insecta; Hymenoptera; Apidae. The record is from RefSeq and is a predicted model, not a curated record.